Molecule: messenger RNA, 2023 nt
Organism: Drosophila takahashii
Lineage: Eukaryota; Metazoa; Arthropoda; Insecta; Diptera; Drosophilidae
Product: transmembrane protein 184C
Biological process (GO): transport
Cellular component (GO): membrane
Molecular function (GO): transporter activity
Source: RefSeq, a predicted model, not a curated record
GAUGUGCACCCUGGACAUUCGACGCUUCUUCGAGGAGUGGCGCAUCUGGAUACGCCCGCUGCUCAUCGUCACCUAUGUGAUCUUCGCCAUUAUCGUGGUGCCGCUGCUCAUUGUGAACUCGGUGAAGGAUGGCUUCCAGCGCAACGAUCAGCUCAUCCUCAUCGGCGGCCUAUUUGUGCUGUCCGCCGUGCCCGUUUCCAUUUGGCACAUCAUCCAACACGUCAUCCAUUUCACCAAGCCCAUUCUGCAGAAGCACAUUAUCCGCAUACUGUGGAUGGUGCCCAUCUACGCUUUGAACGCGUGGAUUGGCCUGUUCUUUCCGAAGCACUCCAUCUACGUGGACUCGCUGCGCGAGUGCUAUGAGGCCUACGUGAUCUACAACUUCAUGGUGUACCUGCUCAACUACUUGAAUCUCGGCAUGGAUCUGGAGGCCACCAUGGAGUACAAGCCGCAGGUGCCGCACUUCUUUCCGCUCUGCUGCAUGCGUCCCUGGGUGAUGGGCCGCGAGUUCAUCCACAACUGCAAGCACGGCAUCCUCCAGUACACGGUGGUGCGUCCCAUCACCACCUUCAUCUCUGUCAUCUGCGAACUGUGCGACGUCUACGGCGAAGGCAAGUUUGCCGGCAACGUGGCCUUUCCUUACAUCGUGGUCGUUAACAACAUCUCCCAGUUUGUGGCCAUGUACUGCCUGGUUCUCUUCUACCGUGCCAACAAGGAGGACCUCAAACCCAUGAAGCCCAUCCCCAAGUUUCUGUGCAUCAAGGCUGUGGUCUUCUUCUCGUUUUUCCAAGGAGUGCUGCUCAAUGUGCUGGUUUAUUAUAACAUAAUCAAGGACAUUUUCGGCUCGGAUGUGGGCGACACGAAUCUGGCCUCCCUGCUUCAGAACUUCCUCAUCUGCAUCGAGAUGUUCAUCGCGGCCGUGGCCCACAUCUACAGCUUCCCGCACCACCCGUUCCACAUAAACUCGCCGCAGUACUGGAACAACCCGGACCACAGCUGGUGCCGCGCCUUUCUCUCGAUGAUGGACAUCUCGGACAUGCAGGAGGACGUCACCGAGCAUCUGGGCGUGGUGGGCAGCUCGCUGAGCCGCCGCUUCCAGGGACGCAGCACCUACCAGCCGCUGGCCCGCAGUCCGCGUCGCUCCAGCAGUGAGUCCGAGUAUUUGAUCAGCAAGCGGCAGGAUCAGCAGCUGUCGGGGGGCAACAACUCGUCGCAAUCAGGUAACAUGUAUGGUGCUACAACAUCCAGUCGCCUCAUCGUGCCUGUCUACGAUGGCAAGCUGAACACACUGCCCGAAAACGAAAGCCAACCACCACAUCAUUCUCACUCCCAAUCUCGAUUUCCUUUAGCAGGCAUGACCGACGAUAGCAACCACUACCAACAACAACAACUACACUUGCCGGGCGCGACGGACUCUCAUCUGCAUCUUCGCGAGCGCGAAAGGGAUCCAAGUGCGGGUGCAAAUGCGGCUGCUGGCGUGGGUGGCAGAGCCGCCUCGGCGGCAGCGCCAAUACCCGAGUCCAACGACGACUAUGCUUUGCUGUUGGGAGCGGGCGCAGGCAGGUGACACCGCUACCAACAGCAGUACCACUACCAGCACAACCAUCAGCACCCGCACAUUGACGACGCCUUCGAGGAUGAGGACGGCGUGGACGUGAGCGCCUCGCUGUCCGUUUCGUUUGGCCUGUCGAGCAGCCUGAAGUUCAGUGCCACUGGCAGCAACCAGUCGGCCUCCGAAUGGUCGAACUCAACGGGCGGGGAUGAUGAUGACGCUGACGACGAUGACGUGGACGUGGACGGAGUAGAUCAGGCGGAUGGCGAGCAGCCCCUUGUCGCUGUAGUCGCCUCCACGACGCGGCGACGCCGCGAUCGAGAGUACAUCACCUAGACAGGCAGACCUUAAAACCCUUUUCAGUUAUGUAUAGACAUCGGAUUUUAGGUGAAAUCCUUGUUUUUAAAUAUGAUUUAAAGCCACAUUUGAUUGGUUAAAUUAAGUUUUGCCUAAAUCUAUUUAUAACUUAAU